AUGUUUGGAUGUCCUGCUAGGGCAUUAGACGUGAAAUCCUAUCAUAGUAGCUUCUUUCUUUACAGCGUUUGCGUGCGUGAGGGUCAAAAUCACUUUUGCUGUGGACUACUUUUUCAGGUCUGUCAACCAUUAUUGAAGAACCUUUUCUCGCAAAAGAAGGAGGCAGAAGAAAGAUGGAAAGGGCGAGAAGGAGAUUCAAGAAAGGUGUUGUGGCUGGACCAACAACUCAAGGCAUCUGCAUCUGAAAAACCUACCAUUCAGAUUCACUCUUCAUUUCACCCCUCAAGCUCUUCUCUCUGUCAGAUUCAGAAAAAAGAAAAAGAAAUAAUGAGUUGGUGGUGGGCUGGAGCAAUCGGAGCCGCCAAGAAGAAAUUCGACGAAGACGAACCUCCGCGAAGCUUCCCGAGUGUGGGUCUGGUGAUCGGCGUGACGGGAAUCGUCGGAAACAGCCUCGCAGAAAUCCUGCCUCUCCCCGAUACCCCCGGCGGUCCAUGGAAAGUCUACGGCGUGGCACGGCGACCGCGGCCACCGUGGAACGCAGAUCACCCUAUCGAGUACAUCCAAUGCGACGUCUCCGAUCCCGACGACGCCGAAACCAAGCUCUCUGUGUUGACGGACGUCACUCACGUUUUCUUCGUGUCGUGGACUAACCGCCCCACCGAAGCCGAGAACUGCGAAGUUAACGGCGCGAUGUUACGGAACGUGCUGCGCGCCGUUAUCCCCAAUGCUCCUAAUCUGCGCCACGUGUCCCUCCAGACAGGCUGCAAGCACUACCUCGGAUCGUUCGAAUCCAUCGGCAAGAUCAAAUCCCACGAGCCUCCCUUCACGGAGGAUCUGCCGCGUUUGGAGGCGCCGAAUUUUUACUACACUCAAGAGGACAUUCUCUUUGAAGAAACAGCAAAAAAAGAGGGUUUGACUUGGUCCGUACACAGACCCCAAGUAAUCUUCGGCUUUUCUCCCUACAGUGUGAUGAACAUCAUUGGGACUCUUGGCGUUUACGCCGCAAUUUGCAAGCACGAGGGGGUUCCGUUGAGAUUCCCCGGCACCAAAGGCGCGUGGGAGAGUUAUUCGUGUGCUUCCGAUGCGGAUUUGAUUGCGGAGCAGCAUAUUUGGGCCGCGGUUGACCCCUACGCGCGGAAUGAAGCUUUUAACUGCUCCAAUGGUGAUGUGUUCAGGUGGAAGCAUCUUUGGAAGGUGUUGGCGGAACAGUUUGAGAUUGAGGAGUAUGGUUUUGAAGAAGGUUCGCCUUUGAGGUUGUCGGAAUUGAUGAAGGAUAAGGAUCCUAUCUGGGAUGAGAUUGUGAGUGAGAAUCAGCUUCUGCCUACCAAGCUUGAUGAGGUUGGUGAUUGGUGGUUUGUGGAUAUUAUGUUCUCUGGGGAGGGAGUGUUGGAUAGCAUGAACAAGGCCAAAGAACAUGGGUUUUUGGGAUUCAGGAACUCCAAGAAUUCGUUCAUAAGUUGGAUAGAUAAGGCCAAAAGCUAUAAAAUUGUGCCUUGA
Sphenostylis stenocarpa is the source of this 1497-nucleotide messenger RNA. The record is from the annotation of a GenBank genome assembly. NCBI's taxonomy places the organism in Eukaryota, Viridiplantae, Streptophyta, Magnoliopsida, Fabales, Fabaceae.